GGCCACCCUGCUUCUGGCGGCCCCAACAUUCAAAAAUAAUUUGAAGGUUGCAAUUUUGCAAAUACUGAAUCAUUUUACAACCAUCCUUGAAUCAUAAUCAUGGAAGAGCAAGCCCAUAAGAAUACUGGAAAAUCCGUGCGAUAUGCACUUUUGCAACAGUGCCAGGAAAAGUCCAAGCAGAAAUGGCGAAAACUUCAAGACCAGAGAAGAAGCGAUUUCUCAUCUGUACUUCCCGAGGCCAUUCGAAAGGAUAAGAAUUUUGUGUCCCAACUCCAUAAACAGCUCAUGGCCGAUAUUGACCAGGCCAUUGGUGAGGCCUUUCAGGACAGAUUUGAUGAAUGGAACUUGAGUAGUAAGCUCGAAAAACUCGACCAAAUUGAGGAGGAUUGCAAGGAGUUGGCCAUUCAAAACGCUUGGAGACCAAGUGGAACACCCAAAGAUGAUCUGGCUGCUCAUUGUACCCAAAGGUACUUGGAUGAGCAUGAUAAGCUUGACAAUGACGUUUUUAAGCCCUUGAAGCACGACGUCACCGAUCUGCUCGCCGAAGUGCAAGUCAUGUGUCAGAAAGUUGAGGAGAACAAAUCUGAGAUUCAGACCAUCUUGGAUCAUCCUCUGGCUCAAGCAGCCAAAUGAUAACACUCAAAAAACAACUUCCAAGGGAAACACAAUAAACAGAAAUAACUUA
Molecule: messenger RNA, 685 nt
Organism: Tigriopus californicus
Lineage: Eukaryota; Metazoa; Arthropoda; Copepoda; Harpacticoida; Harpacticidae
Exons: 3
Coding region: 100-633 (177 amino acids)
Cellular component (GO): MIS12/MIND type complex
Source: RefSeq, a predicted model, not a curated record